Chilo suppressalis (striped riceborer) is the source of this 1089-nucleotide messenger RNA. NCBI's taxonomy places the organism in Eukaryota, Metazoa, Arthropoda, Insecta, Lepidoptera, Crambidae. The record is from the annotation of a GenBank genome assembly.
AUGGUGUUAGAAAGUACUAUGAUUUGUGUUGACAACAGCGAUUAUAUGAGAAAUGGAGAUUUCUUACCCACAAGACUUCAAGCUCAGCAAGAUGCUGUGAACCUGGUAUGUCAUUCCAAAACUCGGUCAAAUCCAGAAAAUAACGUGGGUCUUCUGACUCUAGCUAAUGUGGAAGUGCUGGCCACUUUAACAAGUGAUGUCGGUCGUAUAUUAUCCAAGCUUCAUCGCGUUCAACCAAACGGCGAUAUUAACUUGCUAACUGGUAUCAGAAUUGCUCAUUUGGCAUUAAAACAUCGUCAAGGCAAAAACCACAAAAUGCGGAUCGUGGUAUUCGUCGGUUCACCUAUCAACACUGAUGAAAAGGAAAUAGUGAAGCUAGCUAAGAGGUUGAAAAAGGAGAAGGUGAACUGUGAUGUGGUCUCCUUCGGAGAAGACUCUGAUAAUAAUCCUCUUUUAACUUCAUUUGUCAACACAUUAAAUGGUAAAGAUAACACAACUGGUGGCAGUCAUCUUGUAUCUGUGCCAGCUGGUGGAUGUGUUGUACUCUCCGAAGCAUUAAUUUCAAGUCCCCUCAUCGGAGGUGAUGGGGCUGGUCCGUCUGGUUCAGGUUUGUCACCAUUUGAAUUUGGAGUGGAUCCAAAUGAGGAUCCAGAGCUAGCUCUCGCUCUUCGUGUAUCCAUGGAAGAGCAGAGACAGCGUCAAGAAGAGGAAUCACGUCGGCAACAAGGUAAUACUGAAGGUGAAACUGGAAAACCAGCAGAGGCCCAGGACAGUGGUAUGGAAAGAGCUCUGGCUAUGUCCCUUGGACGAGAAGCAAUGGAGCUAUCUGAGGAAGAACAAAUAGCUUUGGCAAUGGAGAUGAGUAUGCAACAGGAAGCUCCUGCUGCUGAGGAAAAUAUGGAUGUGUCUGAAGAAUAUGCUGAGGUUAUGAAUGAUGCUUUUCUACAAAGCGUUCUUGAAAGUCUUCCUGGUGUAGAUCCCCAGAGUGAAGCUAUCCGCAAUGCCAUGUCUACCAUUAAGAAAGACAAAGAUGAAAAGGAUGACAAAGACCAAAAGGAUAAAGAUGACAAAGGGUCUAGCUCCAAAUAA